This is a messenger RNA of Rhincodon typus (whale shark), 6281 nucleotides long. It is a transcript of the gene ncam1a, whose product is annotated as neural cell adhesion molecule 1a. The record is from RefSeq and is a predicted model, not a curated record. Gene Ontology annotation, molecular function: protein binding. Gene Ontology annotation, cellular component: membrane. NCBI's taxonomy places the organism in Eukaryota, Metazoa, Chordata, Chondrichthyes, Orectolobiformes, Rhincodontidae. Bases 172 to 3579 code for a protein of 1135 amino acids. Gene Ontology annotation, biological process: cell adhesion. The transcript is spliced from 21 exons.
AGGAAGGCGGUGUGAUUAGGUGGAGGCAGAAGCGACUUGCGAGCAGCGUGUGCGGGAAUUGGCAUCUCAGUUCCAGCAGCAGGAGCAAGCAGCAGUGACUGGGAGAGAAGGAGCAGCGGAUUGAAAAGCACCAGCCAUUUACCUCCAACAGCCAAAUUCCAAGCACCAACAAUGUUACAAACCAGGAUUUUCCUAACCGGGCUACUCUUUAUUAGCACCGCAGAAGCCACACUGCAAGUUGAUAUCGUGCCAUCCCAAGGAGAGGUCAGUGUGGGAGAUUCCAAAUUUUUUCUAUGCACUGCGACUGGAGAUGUUAGCAGCAUUUCCUGGUAUCUGCCAGAUGGUAAAAAAAUUGAUCCAAAUCAACAACGGAUUGCUGUUGCAAGAGUUAAUGAAAUAUCCUAUAGUCUGACUCUCUACAGUGCCCAGAUUGAUGAUGCUGGUAUUUACAAAUGUGUGGCAACGUCAAAAGAUGGAAACGAAUCAGAGGCUACGGUUAAUGUUAAGAUCUACCGGAAACUUGAAUUCAGACAUGCCCCUUCACCACAAGAGUUCAAAGUGGGUGAUGAUGCAGUUGUCAUUUGUGAUUCUGUUAGCUCACCUCCACCUACCAUCACAUGGAAGCACAGAGGUAGAGAUGUUCUAAUGAAGAAAGAUGAUCGUUUUAACAUGCUGCCCAACAACUACUUGCAAAUUCGCCACAUUAAGAAGACAGAUGAAGGGACUUACAGAUGUGAAGGAAUAAUUGCUGCCCGUGGUGAAAUCAAAUUCAAGGAUAUAAGGGUUAUUGUUAAUGUUCCUCCCAGUAUACAUCCCCGAGACAUGGUGGUGAAUGCCACAGCACAUAGUGGUCAGCCCGUGACAUUAGUUUGUGAUUCGGAUGGAUUCCCACAGCCAGAGGUGACCUGGAUGAGAGACGAUGUGGUAAUUGAAGCAGAUGGGGAUAAAUACAUUAUGAAUGAAGAUGGCUCUGAACUCACAAUAAACAAAAUCAGUAAAAGAGAUGAUGGUGACUACAUCUGCAUUGCACAGAAUAAGGCUGGAGACGCUGAGCUGGAGAUCACCCUCCAAGUGUUCGUGAAACCUGAAAUUACAUAUGUAGAAAACAAGACCGCAGUAGAGCUUGAAGAGCAGAUUACAUUGACCUGUGAGGCCAAAGGUGACCCUACCCCAACCAUCGUUUGGAUGAAAGGUGCCCACACUUACAAGGAUGGAGAACAGGCUUCAUGGACACGGCCCGUGACUCGAAAGACUGUGGAUGGAAGAAUUGAAGUUCAAAGCCAUGCAAGAGUUUCCUCCUUGACUCUCAAGGACAUUCAGCACACAGAUUCUGGAGAAUAUAUCUGCAAGGCUAAGAAUUCAAUUGGUCAGGAUUCUGAGACCAUGUACUUGGAAGUGCAGUAUGCACCAAAGCUGCAAGGCACGGUGACUGUCUACACCUGGGAGGGAAACGCUGUGAAUAUUACCUGUGAGGUUCUGGCUCAUCCUGUGGCUCUUGUGACCUGGUUUAGAGAUGGACAGCAAUUGCCAAGCUCCAACUACAGCAGCAUAAAGAUCUAUAGCACACGAUCCACCAACUACCUUCAGGUCACACCUGAUUCAGAAAAUGACUUUGGCCCAUACAACUGUACUGCAAGCAACCGUGUAGGCGUGGAAUCUAAAGAAUUUAUCCUAGUGCAAGCUGAGACCCCAUCUGCUCCCACCAUCCUGGAUACCAUACCCUAUUCCAGUACUGUGCAGGUUAAGGUCGAAGAACCCGAAUCAACUGGUGGUGUUCCAAUUCUGAAAUACUUAGUGGAAUGGAAAGUGAAGGACACUGAAGAAUGGUUCACUAAGAAUGCUGAUGCAAGGGAAGUCCUAGCUUCAGACAAUGUGAUUACGGUGAGUGGACUAACACCAGAAACCAUGUAUAAUCUGCGAUUAUCUGCUAUCAAUGGAAAGGGAAUCGGUGAUGCCAGCCAGAUCGCUGAGUUCAAGACAGAGCCAGUUCGAGAACCAAGUCCACCAAAACUUGAAGGAAAAGUGCUCGGAAGUGGGAAUGUUUUCAAAGUAAACUGGAUCAAGCAGGAUGACGGUGGUUCCCCUAUCCGCCAUUAUUUGGUCAGAUACAAAGCUAAACAUCACUCGGACUGGAAACCUGAGAUGCGAUUACCAUCUGACAGUGAAUAUGUUAUUCUCGCAAACCUGGAAUGGAACUCUGAGUAUGAAGUUUAUGUUGUUGCUGAGAACCAGCAAGGCAAGUCAGAAGCUGGUUCCGUCUCCUUCUGGACCUCGAUAGAACCCACUGUCAUUCCAGCUGAUCCAUCAGAUGGUUCAGGUCUGGGGACCGGUGCCAUUGUUGGCAUUCUCAUUGUCGUCUUCCUCAUCUUGCUCGUUGCUGUCGAUGUCACCUGCUACUUCAUUAAUAAGUGUGGCCUGCUGAUGUGCAUUGCUGUUAAUUUCUGUGGGCAGCCUGGUCCAGGAUCCAAGGGCAAGGACAUGGAAGAAGGAAAAGCUGCUUUCUCAAAAGACGAAUCAAAGGAGCCGAUUGUGGAGGUACGGACUGAGGAAGAACGAACUCCCAAUCAUGAUGGUGGAAGCCAAACUGAGCCCAAUGAAACCACACCAUUGACAGAGCCUGAGCAUGCAGCAGAUACCCAGGCUACUGUCGAAGACAUGUUGCCUUCUGUCACCACAGUAACCACUAACUCUGACACUAUCACUGAAACUUUUGCCACUGCUCAAAACAGUCCAACGAGUGAAACGACUACACUCACAUCCAGUGCUGCACUCCCAGCCUCAACCACACCUGAGCCAUCACCAGCUUCAGCUGCCCCACCUCACUCACCCAAGGCAGCUGUAGCAUCGCCCACUUCACCUUCCACCAAGUCUCAAGCUGAGACAGUAUCCAUUGUUGCGCCCCUUGUUGAUCUUAGUGAUGCCCCAGUCUCUGUUUCUGCAACUCCUCCUUCUGCCCCCGUCUCUGUUUCUUCACCGCCUUCUUCCGCCCCAACCUCCAGUAAUCCAGUCUCAAACGUCAAUUCCAACCAAGCUUCUGCCCCACCAGUAGCCAGAACAGCAGAGGAGGUGACAAAAGAUCCUGCUAAUAACAAACCUGGCCCAGUUCCCAGCCCCGGAAACCCAGCCAGCCCCCCGGCUACUUCAGCACAGCAACAAUCCAAGCCAGAAGCUCCAACGACUACCAAGAGCCCAGAAAUAGAAGCUGCAAAACCUAACCCAGUGAAGAGCCCUGUGGAGCCAACAAAUAACUCCACCAGUGUGAAGAACGAGGCUGCUACAGACAGCAGCAAAAAACCCUCCCAGGGUGAGGACUUUCCAGUUGACGGAGGGACCUUCAAGACCUCAGACAUUGACCUUGCAAAGGAUGUUUUUGCAGCUCUUGGCACUUCUUCUCUUCCCACUAUGGCUGGUGGGAAAGCUGCUGACCUUGCUCCUUCCAUUGCAGACGCCGCUUUACCAUCUGCUCCGGCAAAGGAAGAGAAGGUCCCAUUAGAGGACAAGCCCAAACAAGAGGGGACAGAAGUAAAGACGGUUCCUAAUGAAGCCUCACAAACAAAUGAGAAUGAAAGCAAAGCAUGAUCAAAAAAAAAACACAGAAACCGGUUUCCCUUCAGUGUCUCUUUUAUUAUUUUUGAACAUGUUUUCCUGUUUGUAGGUUUCAGCUGAGAAGGGGAUCAAUUGUGGCACACUUGCUUUUUCUAAAAUUCCUUGAUUAGAGGGUUGACCACGUAAUUGAAAUUGGUACUUGUUGGAAACAAAACAACCUGGGAUAUUUUAAUUGUAGUUGCCAUUUUUCACUGCGCUUAGCAACAAUUGUGAUUUUUAGAUAACGUGUGCAUUCUUCAGUUAGAAAGCACUGAGAUACUCCUUCCGUUUCUCCCUCUGUUAGUAGAAUGAACAGUUGAAACAAAAGAGAGAGUUUUCGGUACAUACCUGUAGAAAUGGCCACAACUGAUUUUUAUCUUCUUACUUUUUUCAAAGUUAAAAAUUAUACUGAUUAAAACACAGCUUUAUAAAUUACCAUUGUAAGGCUAGAAACGUGAUUGCUUCACCGUUCAUACAAGUACAUUAUGUGCACAAAGCAUUGCUAUCUUAACCUGUUUAUAAUUUUUUUAUUUGCAAGUUUUGAUCCUGAGUUAGGUGUUCACUAAACAGAAGGUUUGUAAAUUUGCAUAUGUGAAGUAUAUUUCAAUUUGCAGUAUUCAAUUUUAAGAAAUGAAUAUUAAUUUUUGCCAACUUUUAUUUUCAGUGUUUAUUGGUUUAAGACUGCAAACCAUAAUUGUUUAACCUUUACAUGUUAUAAUUGUGUGUAAAUGUAACAGGCUUUGUUUUGUUUUAUUUCAAAGCUUGUUUAAAAUGUCCAUAGUUUAGCUUGUUUGCUUUUGCCACUUUUAUUUUGAAUGGAAGUGUUUACAUUGCUUUUCCUUGUUACUCUUCGGUUAGAAUAUGCAUUGAUUAUUUGAUCUACCAGAAAGACCUUGUUAUAUCAUAUGCUUACACACCAUAUUAAGACCAGUUUUCUCCAUUAAAGUCUGAUAUUCAUUUAUGUUAAUUGUUCCUUGCUUGUUUCCACAGCAAAACGCCUUCCAUUCUUGCAGCUAUGAAAGGAAUUAUGUAGCGCAUUUCUGUUUCUGAAGCAAUGUUUCAACUUUUUAGACUGCAAGCUUGUGCACUGUGAAUGCGUGAAUAUUAUAGUGUGUUUUUGUCAUAGUAUUUCAAAGAAAUUCAGCAUAGCUUGGUUGUGAAAGGUGUAGCAGGUAGUUCUGAAGAUUGUGUGGGAAAAUGCCAUCACUGUGGUGGGGGGGGAAUUAAAAAGAAUAUAAGGGGAGGCAGACAUUUUUGGGCAUGAAUUCCAUGUGUUCUAAGUUUUAUUGCCUGUAAUGUUUAACAAUGAUGGUAAGACUGGGAGCAGUCCCCAUUAGCACAAUCGAAUGGGGCUUUAUUAUUUCAUGUACUUUUAUUUUGUGUGCAGUCUCAGUCCAGUAAUGAUCGCAUUGCUAAUUUGUAAGUUCAAACUGUGAAAUACUGGUCUUGUCAUUUGCUUCAAGUGUUUGCAUAUAUUCAACGUUAGGGAUGACACUGGAGGCACUUCUCAAGUCACCCAUUUAAUAAUUAAGGUGUGCCCUAUGUACCAAUGUGACUUGCUAUACCAGAUCAUUUUUGGGCAUGUUUACUACAAUGGCAUCACAGCAAAAACAAAUGGCAUUUUUAUUCCAAAGCUGCCUUAUAUUAAGCCCUAUCCUAAUACAAUUACCCAGCGAUACGUAAACCUGUUACUUGCUGUAAUAUUUGUGCUGGCAUUAAAAAUGGGACAAAGUUUACACGGAUCAUUGCAGUGAUCUCGUAGAAAGUGAAUGUUUGUUGUCUUACUGUGCCAUCUACCACAUCUUUAGUGAAAGGUAACUUAAUGUAAUUAAAAGGGCAGAGGAUUUUCUCCUGUGUUGAUUGUAGUAAAAUUAUAAAUGCAUUUAUUAAAAAAAAAAUACAUUUACCCAUUUGCUUCAAAUGGCCAGUAGAGGAAAUCAUCCCCUUGAUUCAAAACAUAUGACUCUACCACCUAGAAGGACAAGGACAGCAGAUUAAUGGCAACAUUGCCACUUGCAAGUUCCCCUUCAAGCCACUCACUGUCCUGAUUUGGAAUUAUUGUUAUCACUUCACUGUCUCUGGGUCAAAAUUCUGGAUCACUCUCUCUGAUAGCUGUGUAGGUGUACCUGACUAGAUGGACUGCAGCAUUAAAGAAGGUGACUCACCACCCUCUUCUCAUGGGUAGUUAGAAAUGCGUAACAAAUGUAGGCCUUGCCAGCGACACCCGCAUCUUGAAAUUAUUCUUAAAGAUUCCUUUUCAGAAUUUCAAACAUGGUUCACAUCAUAAGUACAUUGGCCAAGGUUUUAAACUUCUGGAAUCAGCUGUGAGUUCCUUGCCUAGUCACAUCAAUGGGCAGAAAAUCAGGGGCUAUUUAGCACUGAAGAGGAAAAGCCUAGCCCUUGUGCCUUGACUGAAUAAGGGGUCAAAUAUAAAAUAGCCUUAUGACUUUCUUGUGUAAAUGCAAAAGGCCAGAAUUCAUCUCAUGUACCCUACAAAGAUUAAAAACUCCAACCUCCACUGUCAGCCCUAAUUAGAAUACCCUGCAUUUAGAGCCUUCUCUCCUGUUACAGAACUUUUUAUUGAGUGAAGAUUAAACCACCUUUCCACUAUCACUGGUGUAAAUACUGACUACUAACCGAGAUUUUUGAAUUUGCAUUAUGUCAGAUACUUGUGUUCAAUAAAAAUUACAAAACAA